AAUCAGUCCAGACUCCAGUGAUUAGACGUUCGAGCUGGGGUUAAACCGUAAAAUAACAAAGAUGGCCUCUACUUCAAACCUCCCAGUUUUUAUUACUGUUGAUAAUUAUGUUCAAAAUCCGGGAAGCAAUUGAUGAUUCAUUUAAAUACAGCUCUUCAAAAUGUUGCCAUCCAAAGGGUAUUUCUUGUCGAUCAAUUGCCCGUACUACGAAUCCGGCGAAUGUGAAAGGCCCCACUGCCACUUCAAGCAUUGCAAAAUACCAAAAGACAAAGAAGAAGAAAAUUUAAGGAAAACAUUGUCAAAUUUGCAAGUUGAAUUAAAUGAAAAUGGUGCUCAUAACAAAGAAAAUAAAGAAAAUCCCAAAACUCAGCCCAACGUCGAUGCAAAAGUUAAUCAAAGCACAGUGCUUUCUAAUCUGCCAGAAAUUACUAAGGGAAUUGACGUAGCAAACACUGGUGGCACUAGAUCUGAUUUUUACAAACGACAUAUACCAGUCGUGUAUGCCCCAGCCAAGCCUACAACUACAUUCCGAAAAGAAUUAUCCAAUAAUUCUAGAUGUAAUAAAUAUAUACCAGUUGUCCCUGAAAAUUGCCCUAAGCCAUUGAAUUUUGACUACAAACCAUCGACAAAUAAGACAAAUGCUGAUUCUGAAUACCAACCUCAAAGUUUAAGCAGCAACAAUUGCACAGUUUCUUAUACACCUAGCCAGAGCAAUAAAACCAACUUAGAUGCACCUGUUGAUAGUCUGAGCAUGCUUGAUUCUGAAGAAGAAAGCAUAAUAAAUAAUGAUUUGGACCAAGAUGAAAGUUUAGAGUGUGAGAGUGGUGUCGUUGAUUCGACAGUUACUGAUGAACGAAAUGUUAAUGGAUCGGAAGAAGAUAAUGCUGAUAAGACUAUAUUGUACAACCACUCAAGUAAACACUUAAAAAAUUCUACUAAUGAAGAAAGUAAAAUUGUUACAAAAAGAAAAGAAAACAAAAGUAGCAAACAUGCUAAAGAUAGAAAAGAAACCUCGGACCAUAAAGAAGAUUCAAAAAGGAGAAAAUGUAACAGUGAAGAGGAGAAAGAUAAACAUACCGAGAAGACUUGUAAUGUUAAAGGAAGCAAAGAUGCAAAAGAAAAGAAAACAGACAGUAAUGACUCAAAGAACCAAGAUAGUAUGAACAAUGAGUCGAAAAAUGCUAAAACCAAAGAAAAGAAAGAAUGUACAAAGCAUGAUAAGAGUCAUAGUAGGGUAAAGGAUGAAAGUAAAAUUUCGCAUAAAAGUUCUCACAAGUCAAAGAGUAAAUCGGAAUCAUCUCACUCUCACAAAGAAGAAAGAGCUAAAAGCGAUUCGCACUCAUUGAAAUCCUCAUCAUCAUCUAGUAAGUGUAGUGACAACAAAAAGAAAUCUAGUUCAAAACAUGAUAAGUCACAUAAAGCCAGUAGUAGUAAACACAAAGAAAGCAGUUCUUCGAAUAGCAGUUCAAGCAAACAUAAAUCAUCGCACAGCUCAAAGCUAUUUGAACAACCAAAUAAACAUAAAGUGGAAAAAACAAAGAAGAAACACUCAUCUGAUAAAAAAGAUGAAUCCAAACCACAUAAGAGAUCUCACUCUUCAUCAAAUGGGAAAGAUGAAGAACAGCACUUUGAGAAAAAACCAAAAUGGGAAAUAGAAUCAGCAAGUUCUUCAGAUGUAGAAAGCGUUGCUUGGGAACCCAACGAUAUUAUAAUCUCCGAUUCAUCUGAUGAUGAGCAACUUGCUUCCAAAAAUGAGCCUGUGGUAAAUGAACCUUCAAAACUCAAUAAGAAAACAACCAGUAGAACUCCAGACUAUUCAACUGUACUUUAUGAACGGUGGAUGAAAGCACGAGAAACAAUUAAGAAAAAUCCACAAGGAAGGAUGAGAAUUGCCCACGUUCCUAAUGUUUCAUCACUAUUAACUGCCAAAGAUAGAAUAUUAUCAAUAAGUAGUCAACAAAAAAGUAUGCCUGAACAGCCUCCGUCAAACCCAGUGGAAGUGUGUGAGCCUAAAAUAGUAAAGAGAGUAGCACAUGUUCCAAGAGCGCAAGUUCAAAAGUAUCCAAAGGUGAAGCCUGAUGCCGAUAUUAAAAUUCCUCCUGUUGUGAGACAAGUUUGCCUCAACAAUCUGUACGAUGAAUUCUGCAAGUUUUUCUCUUCUGAAGAAUCCAGUGACAAGGCACUUGCAGAAGAACUUGACAUUGCAAAACGAAUGAGUGUUGCUCAUACUUAUCAGUGUGCAGUUGCAGUAUUUAUUUUAAGAAUUCGUAAAAACAAAGGAGUUAUUGAAGGAGGAAAAAAUGCGGAAGCCAUUGAACCUCUUUCAUCAGAAUCAAUUCCUCCUUAUACAUAUGGCUUAACAAUUUAUGACUGUUGUACUAAAUAUUUAAUGACUGAAUCGGAACUUCUUCUUCAUGGCUAUCCUCAAAAAAUUGAAGGCAAACCUGGUUGUGCAUAUUUCAAUAUAGAGUCAGGCAGAGCUCCAAUUAAACAAGAAGGAAAAGAAAGAGUAUGUAUUAAUUGCACAAGAAGUUAUUAUUUGGAUGAUGAUGACAUGCCUAUCAUGGAUGGGGACUGUGUUUAUCAUUGGGGCCGACUGAUAAAAGUCAAAGUUUAUGGUGGUUGGACUGAAAAGUACACAUGCUGUAAUCAAGAACAAUUCAUGGGAGGCUGUCAAACCAGUCAAUAUCAUAUUUCGAAUACAUUCGAUUGGGAGUGUUUAGAAGGUUUUGUGUCCACAAAGCCCUCGAAGAAAAUCACAAAUGACCAUUAUGCAGGAGUUUAUGCAUUGGAUUGUGAAAUGUGUAGCACAACAAAAGGGUCUGAACUAACAAGGGUCACUGUCGUAGAUCUUAAUGGAAAUAUCAAAUACGACGUUAUUGUACGACCUGACAAUCCUAUUUUGGAUUAUUGUACAAGGUUUAGUGGCAUUACAGAAGAAGUUAUGGCAACUGCUUAUUUAAGACUGCCCGAUGUUCAGGCUCAGUUGUUAAAAAUAUUUAAUGAUAAGACAAUUUUAAUCGGACAUUCUUUGGAAAAUGAUUUAAGGGCUUUACGGAUGUUUCACAACAGAAUCAUCGAUACAAGUGUGCUAUACCCCCAUAGAAAAGGGCAUCCAUAUAAAUAUGCAUUAAAAACAUUAACGAAGGAGUACUUGGGUAGAGAGAUUCAAAUAAAAGACUCAGGACAUGACAGCGAAGAAGAUGCACAAGCUUGUUUGGAAUUAGUCAUUUUGAAAAUAAAGGAGGAUUGUAAAUCACGAAAACCAAGAGUAAUCAUUAGUUUACCUGGCAAACAAACAAGAAAAGAGUCUACUGAAAAGUAGCAUUACAUUUACAUGUAUAAACCAAAACUAGCCAAAAUUUGGCAGUCAUAGAUAAAAUAUUGUUUAUUAAUUGCAUUGUAAUACUCCCCUCAAAAUAUUUUUAUACUUGUUUGUAGUUAUUGAUUACGACAAUUCCUGACGCAGAAAGUUGUAAACAAAGCUGCAGAUUGUUUUCUGUUACAGUUGUUUUUUUCUUUUUCUUUCUGACCUGUACAUAGCUAUUUUAGUUAUAGAUUAUAUCUGUAAAUUAUACUUAAUACAUUAUUUAUAUCUGGCUGUUUUGUAUCAGCAGUUCAGUUCAGCUUCAGAUAAUUUGGCCCACUCUAUCCCCUGGUAGUGGAUGUUAUAUGUUUUUAAAAAAGAAAAGACUGAAAUACAGAUAUAAAGAAAAUUUAUGCAAUAAAGUUGUUAAAUUUG
This is a messenger RNA of Cimex lectularius (bed bug), 3742 nucleotides long. RefSeq names its product RNA exonuclease 1 homolog. Lineage: Eukaryota; Metazoa; Arthropoda; Insecta; Hemiptera; Cimicidae. The coding region runs from base 161 to 3325 and encodes 1054 amino acids. Gene Ontology annotation, cellular component: nucleus. The record is from RefSeq and is a predicted model, not a curated record. The transcript is spliced from 15 exons. Gene Ontology annotation, molecular function: exonuclease activity; nucleic acid binding.